This is a messenger RNA of Linepithema humile (Argentine ant), 2563 nucleotides long. Its product is annotated as homeobox protein Nkx-2.5. Gene Ontology annotation, molecular function: RNA polymerase II cis-regulatory region sequence-specific DNA binding; DNA-binding transcription factor activity, RNA polymerase II-specific. Gene Ontology annotation, cellular component: nucleus. Gene Ontology annotation, biological process: regulation of transcription by RNA polymerase II; cell differentiation. The record is from RefSeq and is a predicted model, not a curated record. NCBI's taxonomy places the organism in Eukaryota, Metazoa, Arthropoda, Insecta, Hymenoptera, Formicidae.
GUUUGAGUGCGGUAAUUCAAAAAAUAAGUCUCCGCGGGCGACAAGCACACUUGACCGAAGCACACUCGAAUCGGAAGGGUCGAGCACUCGGGAAUAACAAUUAAUAACGUCAGUCGACCUACCAGCGAUCCUCUGGCUACUCGAGAGCCUCCAGGGAUUAUGUGAAUGCGGAGGGCGUCUAGCAUUCGUCGACCGAUCUUCCGCUCCGACGUGUCGGCGACGCUGGUAACGAGUGAAGGGAGUGAGUGAUCGCGAGAAUUCAUCUUAUCUUUUGACUUCGAAAAGAAAUUAAAAAAAAAAAGUCGAAAUUGUGCGAAAAAAGACAAGAUAGUGAAUUUACACGGUGACAAUUUGUAACAUGUGACGCGCGAUGAGCUUUCUCGUGUGUGAAAAUCAAUGAUUAUGAGGAAGAAAAUUGGAAAAAUUUGAAGAAGAAACAUUGCGUAUCUAGAAAGAACAGUUUCGAGGCAGUUUUCGUUGUGACAAUUGCGAGGUUCUCUACGAGAAAGGAUAAUAUUGAAACGCGGAGUAAUGGAGGAGGAUAAGCGCAGCGAAGCGUCGCCAAAACCUUCUCAACCGACUCCCUUCAGCAUCGCCGACAUUCUAAGUCGGAGGACUUCUUGCGCGGAUUCGAGGAGAUGCGAUUUCGAGAAAAUUCAGGCCGCCGUUUCCACGCCGACGAAGAGACAGAAUCGCGAGUACGAGCGCGUGGAACACGAGCAGCCUGACGGAAGCUACGAUCACGAUCAGAUAAUUCAUUAUCCGCGAUUACCCACCCCAGAAUUGAACAUGGCGCACGAGCUUGAUAUUCUGAGGAGAAACCUGGCGCAAGCUAACCUGUCAAAUUUCAGCGGCAUCCCGCACUUGACCCAGGGCACUUUCAAACAUCACCUCGAGACGCUGGGAAAUCUAACAACGUAUCAGCCUGUCAAGGAACCGAUGGAAACUUCUCACAGGCAGCAGGACGAAGCGUUGGACAUGAGCAAAAAUAAGUAUUUAGACGAGACAGAGGAUGACGCAUAUGAAUCGCAGAAUUCAGGGCAAAGUUUGCAGAGCAGGAAAAAGCGCAGUAGAGCGGCAUUCUCGCAUGCACAGGUUUACGAACUAGAAAGAAGGUUUGCCGCUCAGAAAUACCUGUCAGGACCGGAAAGGGCAGAUUUGGCACGUGGCUUGAAAUUGACAGAGACGCAAGUCAAGAUCUGGUUUCAGAAUCGACGGUACAAAACCAAGCGGCGCCAACAGCAGGAAUUAGGCGCCCUCGUAAAUUCUGGGAGCGCCAGGCGCGUGGCUGUACGCGUCCUCGUACAUCAGGACGAACAUUUGAGGGGAUUGCCUCUUCGCGGUUCCGGGCAACUUCCCGGACAAAUGUCGGGUCCGCAAAUGCAUCCCGCGAACAAAGCGCUCGGCGGUUUCCCGUAUUAUUGUCUGCCGUAUCACCCGCUGCUCUGCCCGCCCUUACAUACCGCUCAUAUUCAGGUACAAAGCCCGAUCACGCCCGAUUUUGAUCCAAACCAAAUUUCGAAAAUCAAAGACGAGAAAUAAACGAUAGACUGCUCCCGGAAGUGCCGAUUAUCGCGUGCCAUAUCGAAACGAGUGCUUCAGGGAUUAAUGCGAAAUAUCAUCAUUUAGGACGAUGACAUUUUAAAUCAGUCGUGAAGUGUUGAAGAGAUCUUUUUUCCAAAAAUUUCAAUUUAUCUGAGAAAUGAGUUGAAAGACUUAAAGUAAGAGCAUGCUCAACCAUGUCAAAAUAAAAUUGUGACACUCUAGUCUUAUACUUAUUUAGAUUAUAAUUAAAAAAUGUUUUACAUUAUUUUUAAAAUUUGUUCAGACGAAAUUCAAUAUCACGUUAUCGCAAAGUCUUUCAACUGCAUUUAUGAGCAUUUUAUCAAGGGAAAAAUACUUUUUUAGUAUCAUAAUAACAUGCAUGAUAACUGGAUUCACGAAUCAUCUUAUCGAGCUAUCUGAAAUCAUCGUAUUUAUUGUAAUUCAAUAACAGUAUAGCAAGAAUCAUGUAAAUUAGCCUGUAAAUAAGUGUAUAAAAAUGCAAAAAUAUUGGGUCUUCUCUAUUUUUUUCUGUUAUCUGAGAUAUUAAGCUUUAAAUUUAAGAAAUAGAGAAAAUUCAGAAAAAAUUUUCAGUGUGCUAGUUUACUGCUUUUGUUAAUCGUUUGAUGUUUUUAACUUUCGUUUUAAACUUUCGUUUUUAACUGAUCGUUUUUAACUUUAAAGUUGCAUAUCUCGAAAAAAAAGAAGGGAUGACGUUACUUAAUUAUUGCACUGUCCCCAAUUUCCGUGCUUUUUACGGUAAUUACAAGAAUAAUUUUUUAUGUAGAAAUUGCAGAGCAUGAUUUUUAAAUGAAAAAAUGGUAAAAGUAAAAGAAUAUGUUCUACGAAUUGUCAACGGAAUGUGUGCAAUUAUUAGCGGAAUGUGUGCAAUGUAAAAAGUAUGAAUUAAUUCUUUAAUGCUAAUAAAAUUUGUUCAACGUACGUCAUGAGUGUACCAUGUUCAAACACAAUUUAUCGUUUAAGUACACCCAGAUGAUGGCGUAAAUGUCUUUAAAUAUAU